Durusdinium trenchii is the source of this 756-nucleotide messenger RNA. Lineage: Eukaryota; Dinophyceae; Suessiales; Symbiodiniaceae. The record is from the annotation of a GenBank genome assembly.
AUGCGCCGGAAGCCUGGCAUUGCCGGUCUCAUCCGAGAGAAGGAACAGCAGAGUGCUUACGGGGCUGUGGGGGAGCAGCUGGAGGCAGACAAAGACCAACAGGCGCGACAGCACCUGGAAACGCUGCAGAGCUCCCUGAAGAGCUUCGCCUCGAAGCAUCGAAACCGCAUCAACUCUGACCCGCAGUUUCGGAAGUCCUUCUGCGACAUGUGCAUUGCAGCAGGGGUGGACCCUUUGUCAAGCAGCAAAGGCCUUUGGGAUGAGCUGCUGGGCGUCGGACAAUUCUACAGCGAUCUCUCGGUGCAGGUGCUCACACAGUGUAUGCGCACCCGGGACGAGAAUGGCGGUCUACUGGACCUCCGGCAGUGCUUGGCGAACGUGCGACGCGCUCGGCCUGGGGAGAAGUUGGCGCUGGAGGAUUUGGAGCGGGCCGUGGAGUGUUUGGCACAGCUGGGCCCUGGCGUCUCCAUCCGCUUCUGUGGCCGGCAACGGCUUUUGUGCUCCGUGCCCGACGAGCUCAGUGGGGACACGGCACAGGUGAUAGAGCUGGCAGCGGCAUCCGGCGGGAAAGUGUGCGCAGCCGACCUUUUGAGGAAAGGCUGGACCACGGAUCGCGCGGACCAAGCGCUCUUGCAUUGUAUCCGGGAGGGCCUAUGCUGGGUGGAUAAGCAGGACGAAGCGGUGCCCUUGUGGUGUUGGUUUCCUAGUAUCGCCUUGGCAGAGCUGGAGAAGCCAAUGAGUGAGAGCACGGCAUGA